AUGAAGAAAAGAAGGAAGAUUAUGACAAAAAUGCACAUCAGCUCCUCUGAUGGGAAGGAGAAAUCGGCUGUCCCAGACAUUCCAUCUGUGCAGUGUGACCCUGGUCCAUCUCCUGUAGUGGGAGCUUCCGAUCAGCGGAAAGUCCUUAGUUCACUGAACUAUAACAAAAACCUGUUGAAAUAUUUGAACGAUGAUCGCCAGCGUCAGGCAUCUUUCUGUGAUCUGGUCAUUGUGGUGGAAGGGAAGGAGUUCCAAGUGCACAAAGUGGUGGUGGCCGUGGGCAGCAGUUACUUCCACGCUUGUCUGACGAAGAACCCAAACAUGGACGUAGUGACAUUAGAACAUGUAAAUAGCUCAAUAUUUCAACACUUGUUGAAUUUUCUGUACACAUCUGAGUUCCUGGUGCUGGAGACUGAAAUAAGUCUGGUCUUGGAGGCUGCAAAGUUUUUGGAUAUAAUUGAUGCCGUUAAAUUGCUAGCAGCUGAAAGUGACAUUUUACCUCCGAUUGACAAUCAGCUGGUUCCGAAUGUAACAGAUGAAGCUGCUCAUAAACUCAACAACAGUCACAAAUGUCCCUUCUGUGAACGGAACUUUUGCUACAAAAAAACACUGGAGAAUCACAUGGACAAAGCCCACAAGUUGGAUACAACAGAUGUUUCCAAGGAUUCUGAUUCCUCUCCUAGGAAGUCAACACGUAAAAGAAAAAGUCCCCAAAAAUAUGAUGAUGGAGAAGACUUAGAGAGUGACAGUGGAGAGUCAAGUAGUGAUUUGGGCAAAAGUAGUCAGGAGAGCACAGACCCAGAAGAUUCUGACAGUGAGAUGCAGGAGGAAAGCCAUGCAGUGGAGGACAAUGACCAGUCUGUGGAAGAAGAGUAUGGGGGGGAGGUAUCUGGAGGUGAUGAGGGACAAAACAUUGGGGAACGAGAAGAAUGUGAACAAAAGAAUGAAAAUUCUGUUAGUUUUGGAAAAUUUCCAGAAGGUCUUGCACCGAUUGUGUUACAGAUUAACAACAAGAGAACUUUGAAAUGCCCAAAGUGUGAUAAGGUCUUUGAUCGAUUUGGUAAAUAUGAGAGCCAUACACGAGUGCACACAGGAGAAAAGCCUUUUCAAUGUGACAUCUGCAAUUUGAGGUACUCUACCAAAUCCAACUUAACAGUUCACCGAAAGAGGCACAACAAUGAAACAGAAAUUCCCAGAAAGGAUCACAAGUGUCCAUUCUGCAGCAAGCUCCAUGCCAGCAGGAAGACCCUUGUGAAACAUGUCAGGAGGUUCCAUGCAGAAAAUGCACAAGAGUUUAUUGCAAUCAAGAGAUUAAAGAGUGAAGGCUGGAAGUGCGAUAUCUGUAAUAAAUCUUUCACACGACGGCCUCAUUUAGAGGAACACAUGAUCCUUCAUUCACAGGACAAGCCAUUUAAGUGCACCUAUUGUGAUGAACACUUCAAAUCGCGCUUCAAAAGAUUGAGGCAUCAGGAAAAAUAUCAUUUGGGUCCCUUUCCUUGUGACAUUUGUGGACGUCAGUUCAAUGACUCUGGAAACCUGAGACGCCAUAUUGAAUAUACACAUUGUGGAAAAGGAAGUAUAGCUGCUUUAUCUGUGGGAAAUCAGUAAGAGAAAGGACCACAUUAAAAGAACAUCUUAGGAUUCACAGUGGGGAAAAGCCACACCUCUGCAGUAUUUGCGGGCAGAAUUUUCGCCAUGGUAGCUCAUACAGGUAA
Messenger RNA from Staurois parvus, 1715 nucleotides. NCBI's taxonomy places the organism in Eukaryota, Metazoa, Chordata, Amphibia, Anura, Ranidae. The record is from the annotation of a GenBank genome assembly.